GCUCCCAACCACCUCGGGGCUCACACAUUGACAUCCUUUAAGGCUUUUAUAUAAGUUCUAGGCAUUGUCAUUGGUAGUUUUAUGAGCCUAGUAUUAGAUUGAGCCUUCUUCUUCACUCCUGAAUGUGGAAAAACACCCAUAAGAACACGACUCAUCUACUUUGUGGCCUUUGAAAAUAGUUGUUGUGGGAGCCGAGGGAGUCUGAGGGAGAGGACGACCAUGGAGUGGCGGGAAGAGGAGGAAGAGGAGGGCACUAUGGACGACUACCCGUACCCGGACUACCAGGUGCCGCAGGAGCCGCCGCCCAGGAGCGAGGGCGCCGAGGCUUUCAGGGCCUUCCUCGAGGGCGUGGGCCAGAUCAUUAUGGAGAUGUCCAACAGGAACACCCAGCAGCAGGAGGCCCCUCAGCAGGUCGCCCCCCUCCCUGCCUCCGCCGCCACCACCCCCACCACCCCCUAUAUCCCUCCAGUCACAGAUGUCCAUCAGGAGAGGGAAGUCAACUGCCCCAUCUGCUUUGAGGCGUUUGAUGAGGCACAUGCCCCUCGCACCCUGCGCUGCGGCCAUACGGUGUGCACACCCUGCCUGGAAGCCAUUCUUGGUAGGGUGGCAGGUGAUCGCAACUGUCCUGAAUGCCGCCGACCGCUCAAGGUGACAGCUGUUGCCCACAUCCCUGUCUCCUACACCAUCCUAAGGUUGUCCCGGGCCCUUGAGCUGACUUCUGCUGCUGCAGCAGCUGCUGAGGCAGAGGUAGAGGAAAGCUCAGAGGGCACCCUGGUUGGGGAAGGGUGUGUCCUCCACCACUACCCCGUGCAGUGGUGGUGCCCCGGCUGCAAGGAAUUCCAGUGUCGCUCCUGCCCCCACGAGGACGCUAGUUGCCCCGAGAGAAUGCCUGCCAAAGAAGCAAUAAUCCACCUCAAGCAGGCACUGGUGGAGGAGAUGGAACGAACAGAGCUAGGCCUGAAUGAACUCAAGAACAACUUUGAGACACAACGGGACAAGCUGAACUUGUCCAUCGACCACAUGGAGGAGACAAUCCACCAGCUGGGGACCAAGGUGGAUAAGGUGCAGCAGCUGGUGCGGCGCGUGGAGGACACUGAGGCCCAGGUGGUGGAAGCGUCGUCAGCCUACCGCAUGAAGCAAGCGCUGGCCGCGGCGGAGAAGAUACAGGAUGCGGCCAAGGUGUGGAUGGAGCACAAGGACAGCCGGCCUGCUUCUCCCGUCGUAUCACCUGAUGAAGACCCCGUUUACUUGUCGCACCUGUACCAAAGGUUGCGCUUCACCAAGGAAAUAUACGCCGUGCUGGAUGGCAGGGAUGGUGUGCAGCGGUUUGGACGCAUCACCAUAGAGUCUGACAAGUUCAUCGUGCACAGUUUUGACGCAGCGCCUCCGCCUGCCACCGCUCUCCUGGUGGAUGAAAAGAGCAUCUGCUUCCCAGUCGAACAUCAGAUGACGGCCUUCUUUGACAUCCACAUUGACGGACGCUUUGAGGGGCGAGUCACCAUAGUCAUGUUCAGGAAUACAGGCUUCAGAAAGAGCCGCCUCUUCCUUGACCUAUGCAAAAACGGCUUAGGCAAAACCUACAAAGACCUCCCAGUGCACUCGUUGAACUAUCAGUGUGGCGACCAUUUCUCCAAAGUGGUCCAGAUUGGGAAGGAGAUCCAAGGAGUCUCGGAGCACCAGCCCAUAGUGCCACGCAAAGAGGACGACACCUACCACCACCGCUCCAUCUACCCCGGGCUGGUGAGCAUGACCAUGAACUGCACCCCAGACAUUGAAAACUCCACCUUCCCCACCCCGUCCACCUUUGUGGUGCACCUCCACAGCAGCAAGGGUGGGAACGAUACCAAAGGGUUUGCCAAAGUGUUGUCCGGCCUGGGAAUCCUGCGCUACGCCGCAUGGGAGAAGCGGGAUGUUGUUGUUGGUGAUUGUGGCCUUGUGGUGCCCCUAGUUGAUGGCCUGAUAUAGUCCUGUGUGUGUGUGUGUGUGUGUGUGUUUGUAAGAGAGCGAGAGAGAGCAGAUUUGGAUUUAGCUUGAAGAAUGCAUUUUUGUUGUUGGUGUUCUGCCUUGAGUGAUCCUGACAGCUGGGUGCUUCACUGCAACUAAUACGAGGCCUCCCCUCCCUAGUGAACAAAUAAUACUUGUCCACAGUCUUUCCUGUGAUGAUAGUUGUAACUGUAGGUAAAAGAAGGAGACACCACGUGUGUAUGUGUGUGUGUGCGUGUGUGAGUGAGUGUUUUUGUGUGUUUACAAAGGCAUGUUUUACUGUUUAAUGUGUUGUUUUUUGGGGGGCAUUUUUUUUUAUAUUCAUUUUAUCAUCAUACAGUCUGGUCUCUUGAUGAUUAGUCCCUUGUCGGGUUAAUCUAAACUCAUACAGUUGAGUGGCAUGAUGAUACGAGCAUCUGUGGCCUUUUUCUAUUUUUUUUUAUAGAGUGUUGAAUUCUCAUUUCAUUUUGAUAAUUUAUUCUAUUCAGUUUUGAUUUUUUUAGAUAUUCCUAACUUAUCGUGAUUUGUAGUAAGUAUUUGUUUAAUCAUCAACUUUAAUUAUUGUGGCACUAUCAAUUAAUGUGCCUUUGUGGAGCAGUGGUUAGCAUGCCAAGCUAUUAAUCCUCAGGCCUGGUUUGAAUCUCAUCCCGGGCAGUCAGCGUGCAGCUCACCCAGCUGUUCUUCCUCCCUUUCGGGCUGGUCGAUAAAUGGGUGCCUGGGGAAACCUGGGGAAGGUAAACUGUGGCCAUCCCAGACUCCACAGUGUCCCGUGUCCUGGGGUAACGGGUUCUUCCCACCAGAGGCUCUAAGGGUCAACACAGCAGAGAUGAGCAUUGCAGCUGUAGCCUAUGCACCCAACUUUACUGUUACUUUACCCAGCAGUUUUGAGGAUAAUUUAAAAGACUAUUUUUAUUAUUUUCAUUAUAAGCAUACAACAUUUUUUAUUCCAUAUUAUAUGUAUUACUUUAGCCAUUAAGAUGUCUCUGUAUCAUUACAAUUAAGGAUCGGUAAAGGUGAUGCAGCUGUUGCGUCAGCCCAUCACUGAAGACAGCCUCGUGGUGUUCCCUCUCAGAGCUGCCACUCUCAGGUUCCAGGGGCCGUAUUCUCAAACACUUCACUGCUUACACGCUCACAUUUGGCAGGGUUUUUGUAGGGGUUUGGGGCAUUUCCAGAGGUACUUUUUUGACCCUGGUGGUAGUUUGACCCUUCUUCUGUACCAUGAAUGUGAAAAACACCCAUAAAAACCUGAUUAAUCUCCAUUCUGGCCUUUGGAGAUAGGGCAUGUGAGAGGUGGAAGCAUCUGAGAAUACCGACCCAGCACGGAGGCUCUGAGUGUCACAAAAAAUGCAUCUCAGCAGUCAGGGAUUGUACAAGUAGCUCAAACUCUUUAGUACUCAAUGAAGAGUGAUGUUUUGUGCGUACCGUAUCACCUCACCAGACCAGGAAAUAAGACAGCCUUGCCAUA
Eriocheir sinensis (Chinese mitten crab) is the source of this 3448-nucleotide messenger RNA. RefSeq lists its product as uncharacterized. Gene Ontology annotation, molecular function: peptidyl-prolyl cis-trans isomerase activity. The transcript has 9 exons. The coding region runs from base 220 to 1965 and encodes 581 amino acids. The record is from RefSeq and is a predicted model, not a curated record. NCBI's taxonomy places the organism in Eukaryota, Metazoa, Arthropoda, Malacostraca, Decapoda, Varunidae. Gene Ontology annotation, biological process: protein peptidyl-prolyl isomerization.